AUGAGCGCGAGCCCGUGGCCGUGGUGCUGCCGGCUGAAGCGAUUCCAAGCCCGAGCCCGUGGCCACGGUGCUCCCGGCCGAGGCGAGCGCAGCCGCGUUGGUGGCAGCCCUGCUCCCAGUGGCACUGCAGGUGCCCUCAAAAACUAUGCCCGUUUCUAUUUUUUGGCUCUCCUGGCAGGAGCUGGCGACCUGACUGGCGAUGCUAUGGGCUACGUGACGGGCGUGCUGGCUGUGCUGAUACACGCAGCCUACCUGGUGCUCAUUCAGAAGACCAGCGUGGAGAGUGAGUACGGACCCCUGACAGCUCAGUACGCCAUCGCUGUUUCAGCCACCCCUUUCCUCAUCAUCUUCUCCUUUGCCAGCAUGGACUCCAUCAACGUGUGGUCCUUUCCAGGCUGGAAGGACCCGGCCAUGGUGUGCAUCUUUAUUGCUUGUGUCCUCAUUAGCUGUGCCAUGAACUUUACCACCCUUCACUGCACUUACAUUAACUCAGCCGUGACCACCAGCUUCGUAGGGGUGGUGAAGAGCAUCGCCACCAUCACAGUGGGCAUGGUGGCCUUCAAUGAUGUGGAGCCCACAAAGUUAUUUAUAGCUGGCGUCGUGGUCAACACCCUGGGUUCAGUCAUCUACUGCGUGGCCAAAUAUGUCGAGACCAGGCAGAAGAGCAGCUACGAGGACCUGGAGAAAGAAGCCAAGGAAGAGGAGGAAAAGAGCCAGGCUGGGGAGCAAGUGAUGUUUGCAAUGGAGGCAAUUUCCAGGGCGGAGGGGGCUGAGGAAGCAGCAGUGGAGGCCUUGGCAAGCGGGGACAGCCAGAGCCGCGAGGAGGAGGAGCGGAGCCCUGGGAAGCGCACGGAGGCACCGGCAGCUGCCCGUGGAGGAGACGCUGGCGCCGAAGGGGCGAGCAGGAGCUCGCUGAAGGAUGCCUAUCUUGGAGUGUGGAGGUUGGUGCGGGGGGCCAAGUACGUGAAGAAGGAUUAUUUGAUAGAAAAUGAAGAGCUGCCGAGCCCUUAG
Molecule: messenger RNA, 1011 nt
Organism: Tinamus guttatus (white-throated tinamou)
Lineage: Eukaryota; Metazoa; Chordata; Aves; Tinamiformes; Tinamidae
Source: RefSeq, a predicted model, not a curated record